Molecule: messenger RNA, 1533 nt
Organism: Impatiens glandulifera
Lineage: Eukaryota; Viridiplantae; Streptophyta; Magnoliopsida; Ericales; Balsaminaceae
Product: protein CANDIDATE G-PROTEIN COUPLED RECEPTOR 7
Exons: 1
Coding region: 1-1317 (438 amino acids)
Biological process (GO): transport
Cellular component (GO): membrane; Golgi apparatus
Source: RefSeq, a predicted model, not a curated record
AUGGCAGUCUCUUCACAUGUAUUUUUUCCUCUCCUCCUUUUCCUCUCCCUAUCUUUCCUUUUCUCCUCCGCCGAGAUCCGCUUUUCCGAGGUCCGUUCAGACGAUCGUCCCAUUAUUCCCUUCGACGAGUUCGGCUUCACCCACCGUGGCCGUCUCGAGCUCAAUGUCUCACGUAUUUCUCUUUCUUCUCUUAAUCCCGACCCCGACCUCACCAAACUCGGAUUCUUUUUCGUCACCAGAGACUCAUGGCUUCAUGUCCUCCAACAAUUAGAAGACACUGAAAUCACCUGCGCUCUUCAGUCCGACGUUGUCAAACUCGUAUACACCUUCGAUUUCCUCCACGAUACCACCCGAUUCGAUGUCUAUUACAUCCAAAACGACGCCGAUCAGUACACACUCGUCUUCGCCAACUGCCUCCCUGACAUCAAAGCCUCUAUGAACGUUCGAUCCACAAUGUAUAAUCUUGAGGGGAAAAAUGGAGGCCGUGAUUAUCUUUCCGCUGGUCGUACAAUCCUCCCUAAGAUUUACUUCAUAUUGUCGAUCAUGUAUUUCUGUUUCACAUGCAUCUGGAUUUACGUUGUGUAUCAGAAAUUGUUAACUGUUUUUCGAAUUCAUUUCUUCAUGCUGGCUGUUGUGAUCUUGAAAGCUCUUAAUCUGUUGUGUGAGGCGGAGGAUAAAUCGUAUAUUAAGAAAACAGGAAGUGGGCAUGGUUGGGAUGUGCUGUUUUACAUCUUUAGUUUUCUUAAAGGGAUAACUCUUUUCACAUUGAUUGUGUUAAUUGGGACGGGAUGGUCUUUCUUGAAACCCUAUUUGCAAGACAAGGAAAAGAAGGUAUUGAUGAUUGUGAUUCCUUUACAAGUUGUUGCUAAUGUAGCACAAGUUGUAAUCGAUGAGAAUGGUCCAUAUGGUCAUGAUUGGGUGACAUGGAGACAGGUAUUCUUACUGGUAGAUGUGAUUUGUUGCUGUGCUGUUCUGUUUCCGAUAGUUUGGUCUAUUAAGAAUUUGCGGGAGGCAGCUCGUAGUGAUGGGAAAGCAGCUGUGAACUUGAUGAAAUUGUCUCUGUUUAGGCACUAUUACAUAGUGGUGAUUUGUUACAUUUACUUUACCAGGGUUGUGGUUUACGCAUUGGAGACGAUCACUUCGUAUAAGUAUCUGUGGACAAGUGUGGUGGCUGGAGAACUGGCGACGCUUGGUUUCUAUGUGUUCACGGGGUAUAAGUUUAGACCGGAGACUCAUAACCCUUACUUUGUUAUUGAUGAUGAAGAGGAGGAGGCUGCUGUUGAAGCUUUGAGGCUUGAAGAAGAAUUUGAACUGUGAUUCAAUUAAAGUGAGCUUUUGAGCUAGCUAGCUUGAUUGAGGUAGAAGAGAAGCAACUAUGCCUGCCAGUUCCAUUUGCCAGGUAUAGUUCAUUCAUUUCUUUGAGAUGGCAAAAUCAGAGUUUUAACAGCAUUUCAUUAUUAUUUUUUCAUCUAUCAUGUAAAUCAUUCCAUAUGGGUUCAUUUAUGGGAAAUCUGUAGUAAGAACAAUUGUUUA